UUCGUCGCUGAAAAGUCAUACGAAGUAAUACUGUGUGGAAACUGUGACUGUUAUCUGAAGAAUAUGGCUUCAACGAUGUUUAAGUCAUAUGUCAUACUUAUAGUGCUAUGUAUCAUCAUGACAUUGAUCCAUAAUUCGUCACAAGUUCGAGAGACAGGAAAUACAACAAAGACAGGAAAUACAACAAAGACAGGAAAUACAACAAGUGAAGAAAAAAAAAAUUCAGCGGUUAAACAGGGUCUCGUAUAUCAACUUGUGGCGAAAGUUGUAGCAGACGAUAAAGCUCGGAGAGAAAAAUUAAAGAGUAAAAAAGCGAAAGAAACAAAAGAACAUGAUGAUGCUGAAGCCGGCCUCUUUGUACGUUAAUCCACCAAAUCUUAAUGCUUUAAUCUAUAAUUUAAUGUCGUAUAUUGUAGACAGUUGUCAGAAUAAUAUAAUUUAAUAUAAUAUGUACUAAGGGUGGGAAUAUUUUAAGACUAGAUUAUUGAUAUAGUUUAGGCCAGUGAAGCAAAAUGUGCUGAGGCGACAACAAUACUUUGUAUUUUUGUCUAUAAAACGUUAUAGUACGCGCAGGCACCGUUGUCGCUGAUCAAUUCGGCGAGGACGUAGGUACGACAAUUGUACGUGUGAUACGACGAUCGUAGUAUGUACUGUGCGUUUCGAAUUUGUGUUUUAUUUAUGUUUGUUUUUACAUUUAAAUUAAAGUGUUUCCUACCUGAAAACCUGAGUCUUGAAUAUUAUU
This is a messenger RNA of Acyrthosiphon pisum (pea aphid), 742 nucleotides long. RefSeq lists its product as uncharacterized. The coding region runs from base 64 to 366 and encodes 100 amino acids. Lineage: Eukaryota; Metazoa; Arthropoda; Insecta; Hemiptera; Aphididae. The record is from RefSeq and is a predicted model, not a curated record. The transcript has 7 exons.